Helobdella robusta is the source of this 2826-nucleotide messenger RNA. RefSeq lists its product as hypothetical. The transcript is spliced from 20 exons. Gene Ontology annotation, cellular component: transcription elongation factor complex. Lineage: Eukaryota; Metazoa; Annelida; Clitellata; Rhynchobdellida; Glossiphoniidae. The record is from RefSeq and is a predicted model, not a curated record. Gene Ontology annotation, biological process: transcription elongation by RNA polymerase II; nucleosome organization; transcription elongation-coupled chromatin remodeling. Gene Ontology annotation, molecular function: histone binding; DNA binding; nucleosome binding. Bases 1 to 2826 code for a protein of 941 amino acids.
AUGGAGUUUUUGGACGACAAGGCUGUUGUUUCGUCUGACGAAGAAAUGUCAGAUGUUGAUAAUGCUGAUGAGCUUGAUAGUCCUCGUAAGAAAAAGUCAUCUCGCAAACCAAAGGCAGAUACUUUUGAGGAAGAUGACGACGACGACGAUGAUGAUGAGGAAGAAGAUGACAACCAGGUUGUUGAGGGGCUGAUCGAUGACAACCCCAUCGAUGAAUCUGACGGAGAAGAGAGUGUCAUCGGGGCGUUGAAGAGGAAGCACGAGAGUGAAUCAGAAGAUGACGACAAUCUCGAUGACGAUGAUUAUGAUCUCAUCGAAGAAAAUUUGGGCACAACUAUUAAAAGGAAACACCAGAGGAGGAGAAUUGAGAACGAUGAGGACGAAGACGACGAAGAGGAAAUAAAUCAUGGUGAUAAGAAAAAGGAACUGGAGGAGAGGUUGUUUGAUGCUGAUGGGGGAGGGGUGGAAGGUUCACCUGUCAGGCGUGAUGUUGCUGAUGAUGCUGUCAUUGCUGAAUCCGAUGACGAAUAUGAGGAUGAAGAUGAUGGCUUUAUCGUGUAUGAUGAUGAACAGCAGCAGAGAGAUGUGAAGAAGAGGAGGACUCACGAUGAUGCAGCCAUCCAGGAAGCCUAUGAUGUGUUUGGUGCCGAGUUUGACUUUACAGACCUUGACCAUGCAGAGGAUGAUGAAGAAGAGGAAGAAGAUGCAGAUUAUGAAGCCGAAGACGGUGAUGAACCAGAAAUUAGGCCAACUAAGUCAACCAAAAAAAAGAAGGCUUCUUUGAAACAGAUUUAUGAGCCAGGCGAACUUGAACGAGCCCACCUGACAGAUUAUGACCAGGAAAUAAGAACGAUGGAUAUGCCUGAAAGGUUCCAGCUGAGGAGCAUUGCAGUGUGUCCGACAGAGGAGGGAGAGUUGGACGAGGAGGCUGAAUGGAUCAACAAGAACGCAUUCAACACACCACCACUCUCAAAGCAGGAUUAUUACGACGUAGACGUUGGUUAUUCGGGCAUGCAUCGCAAGGGGCCAUCCACUGUCAACAAGAUAAGAGAGGCUCUCAAUCUAAUGCGCAACCAAAAGUUCGAGGUGCCAUUCAUAGCCUUCUACAGAAAGGAAUAUAUAGACCCGGAGUUGAACAUCACAGAUCUAUGGAAGGUCUUUCAUUGGGAUGAAAAGUGGAUGCAACUGAAGGAGAGGAAGCAGAAUCUGUUGCACUUGUUUGAACAGUUGCAACAAUUCCAGUUCGAAGAAGCAUCUUUGGACAAGCCACUGGAUGCUUCCUUCAGGAGAUUGACAGAGGACGACAUUGAGAGAGUGAAGGCAGUCCAGACCAUGGAACAGUUGAAUGACAUCCACCAGCACUUCAAUCUUUAUUAUGCAAAUGAUGUAACUAGGAUGAAAAUGGCGAAAAAGAUUAAGAGAAAGCUUGCAGAAGAUGGAGGUGAAGAUGGAAGUGCAGCUCAUGACGAAGAAGCCAGUGUUUUGAAACAAGCUCCUAAGAGAUCGGCCUACAAUAUCUGUGUCGAUGCAGGACUAUGUGAGAUGGCUCGAAGAUUUGGUUUAACGCCAGAGCAGUUUGGUGAAAAUAUCAACGAUAACUACAUGAGACACGAAGUGGAGCAAGAUCCAGGUGACCCAAAUGAGCUUGCUGAAGAGUUUAUUAAAGGGCAGUUCUGCUCUAGAGAUCACGUCUUGGCAGGGUCCCGCCAUAUAGUCUCCAUGCAGAUUGCUUACGACCCGCUGGUCAGGUCUUGCGUCAGGCAGGUGUUUCAGGAGAGGUGCAAGAUGAACGUCAGACCCACCAGCAAAGGAUUUUCUGAGAUAGAUGAGAGCCACCAGUGCUACAGCUUCAAAUACCUUCGCUCUAAACCUAUAAGAGAUCUCCAGGAGGAUCAGUACUUGAAGAUUCAUCAGGCAGAAGAAGAUGGAUUGCUGAAAGUUGAUUUUUUUCUCGAUGAUAAGGAUAAUGUGCGAUAUACGUACUAUGAAGAAAUAAAACAGCUCUUCAUAAGGGAUGAGUACAGUCACGUUGUUCAAGAGUGGAACAAGCAGCGAACCCUGGCAGUCGAGAGGGCACUGAAUGUCAUCCUCUACCCAAUCCUCAUCAAGCAAGUCAAGAUGAAGUUGUUGGAAGAGGCAAAGGAGCACGUGAUGAGGGUGUGCUGUCGCAAGUUGUACUCCUGCUUGAAGGUCGCUCCCUACCAAGUCGACCAGCCCUUGGACGAGGAGGAUGAGGAUUAUGAUACAUCUAACGGCCUGCGGAUCAUGGGGGUCUCCUUUUCUGAUGACAAAAGCGAGGCAUCUUACUGCGCCAUAAUUGAUGGCAGUGGCGAAGUUACUGAUUACUUGAAGCUGCCUUACCUUGCAACACGCAGAAACAGUUGGAUCAAGGAUGAGAGGGUUGCAAAGGAAAAAGAACUGGUUCGCUUGAAAGAUUUGAUUUUAUCUAAGAAGCCUCACGUGAUAGCAGUUGGUGCCGAGUCGAGAGAUGUCCUCACCGUCAUCGAUGAUUUGAAGAACAUCGUGUCAGAGUUGGAGCAGGAACAACAAAUUGCUCCCAUCAGCAUCGAGUUGAUUGAUAACGAGCUUGCAAGAGUAUAUGCUGCUUCUAAGAAAGCUGAUCGCUUGGUGUCAAUGCUGAUAGUUGUCAGGUCAUUUAAAAGUGACCAAGAGGGUAGCAUCAGUCAGAUGGUACUUAAUACGGUUCAAUCGUUCUUCUCGCUUCAAAUCUUCUGGCAUAUAUACAAUACGUUCACUGGUUCAGCGAUUAAUAAAUAUGCACUUACAUACAUCCUCACAUGUGAACAAAGAAAGUUGAAAGUGUGA